ACACAUAAGAGUGUGCAAAAACAAUUGUUUUGUAAAACGUGUCAUGAGGCCAUAAAUUACUAAUAACACAUGUAUAAUGCAUAUUGUAUAUGAUAUCAUACUGUUACAUUGAUUGUUUUACGGUAACAUGUGUUUCUUGGAGAACUAGCGUGUACAACACAAGAGUUAUGGCAGAAGCUAUGACAAUCAGUAAAAGGACAAUUUCUCCAUAUCCAACACUAACGGAAAUCGAACAUACCAGAAAUGUAUUUGUAACCCGUUUUGUUGCAAGAUUUGUCCAAAAACAUCGGAAGUAUACAAAACUGCUUCAUGAGAAUGGAGCAUCACUUCCGGAAGCGUUAAGUAACUGUUCAGUAAAUUUCUGUGCAACUUUUGAAGACGAAGUUGAAAUGAUUGUAAGUGAAAAAAGAAACAAAAUAAAGAAUGCAUGUCGGAUGAAAGGUGCAUAUAGUAUAAAAGGACUUUUCCGUCAAAUUUAUCAGAUUGUACGUCGUGCAAGGGCUUCACGAAUAGAGUGUAAAUUACUAGAUAUUCCUAAUCAUGACCUAAUGGAAACAUUGGGAGAUAUUGCGUCCGAAUUAGGGUUUGCGUUUGAAUACCAAAUCGCCGUGUUGAAAUCGGAAGCGGAAGUACGUCUGCUCGCAGACCAUGCUGUUAGUUGUACUAUGAACUAUUUGAAACAGUCUGAUGCAACGCUUAAUAGAUGCCACAUCUUGGAAGCAGUCACAGAUGUUCAACCGAAGAAAAGUUUAAGUCGUGCUGAGAAAGUAUGUACACGAAUUCAAAAGAUGGACAAUAUGAAAGUAACAAAGACUCAAAAAUGGCGCCUUUCUGAAAUUUUUAAACAACCAGGUCUUCGUAUACCCGAUACUGACGGGUUAGGUUAUAACUUUUUAGGAUGUUUUACGCCUUAUGGCAGUUUAUGCAGACCAGAUAAAUAUGGAUUUCGUGGUCCACUCCACGUAUGGGACGAGAAAACAUCAGGCUAUGCUCUUCUGUACAACGAUCAAGUGUCGUGCAAUAGCGUCCAUCGUAGAGAAAUAGAACGCAAUAUUAAAGAUAUUCACCAAAAUUAUCAACCAAUUCAACUUUGUUCACACGUAUGUUUAAGUAAUAAGAUGACCAAAGAAAACAUCGAAUGCAAACGAGAUUCAACUUGUACAGCAAAUAAACAGAGUACUGAAUCACCCGACUGUUCCCCUGUCUAUGACACUACUUGUGUCGAUAUUAAAGAUAUAACCUUAAGCCAAGAUAGCGAAAAUAUUCCUUCCGAACAAGCACCGAUGAUAAACCGACACAGCUCUAACGAUAACAUUAACAAUGUUUUGUUUUAAUACAAACACAGCGAACUCGGUCGGCUCUAUCGAUGACACAGCUGGUAAAGUCAUAACCGACAGAAACGGGAAUACAUCCACUCCAAGACUCAUUCACAGCGACAUUGAAAACGACAAUGUGGUAAUUUCUUCAAACGACGGCGGCUCAAAAGAUUCCGUUGAAGUAACAGACGUAAUUUUCGUCGAGUCUUUCAAUAGUUCCCACCAAAGACUAACUGCAACAAAUAGUGAUGUAGAAAACAGUAAUAUAGUCAACAAUAGUGACGGACAAAAGUCACCAUUAAAAACUAACUUAAAUGACGACGUACGAGUAACUACAUAAUCUAUUAGUCUUCUGGAUAAAAUAGUUAUUUUUAAGUUACAUUAAGUUUUAAAUACAAGAAAGUUAACGAACCAGAUACUAUGUGAAAUCGAUUGUCUUAUUAUGUAUUUUAUUGUGUAGAUAUGAAAUAUCCGAUUACGACUUGUCACCAGAAUUUUACACAAACUAGUCUAUAACUGUUGUAUUUGCUCACAAGUUUUACCAAAUUAUAUUUAGUCUUCUCCUUUAUAAGCAUGCGCAGUUGAGUAGAUCUGCCUUGAGGUAUUAAUAAGUAGAUCAAAUUACACACGGGGUACAAGAAAGUUAUAUAAAAACAUUAGAUUUGAAAAAAAAUGAAAUUACUUAUCAAUGGAAUUCUGUAGACACGAUGAUUUUGUUUGCUCGUGUCUUAUUUGAUUAUACUAUUAUACUACUAGGAAUCGUUUUGAUUUUUUUAUGAAGUAAAGUCGUCAUAAAAUA
Mytilus californianus (California mussel) is the source of this 2115-nucleotide messenger RNA. RefSeq lists its product as uncharacterized. The transcript is spliced from 2 exons. The coding region runs from base 90 to 1334 and encodes 414 amino acids. The record is from RefSeq and is a predicted model, not a curated record. NCBI's taxonomy places the organism in Eukaryota, Metazoa, Mollusca, Bivalvia, Mytilida, Mytilidae.